Messenger RNA from Cynara cardunculus var. scolymus (artichoke), 1415 nucleotides. RefSeq lists its product as uncharacterized. The record is from RefSeq and is a predicted model, not a curated record. Gene Ontology annotation, biological process: translation. Bases 1 to 1089 code for a protein of 362 amino acids. Gene Ontology annotation, cellular component: ribosome. Gene Ontology annotation, molecular function: structural constituent of ribosome; 5S rRNA binding. The transcript has a single exon. NCBI's taxonomy places the organism in Eukaryota, Viridiplantae, Streptophyta, Magnoliopsida, Asterales, Asteraceae.
AUGAUCUGCAUGUUUGUUAGAAGCACAAUCAUCUUUAGAGGAAUUGCAGGCUAUCAUUUUCAACCAAAAAAACAUGGCCUUUUUUUAAGUAUCUUGCGGGCUGUCCAUAAUAGAACAGAAGCUGUUUGUGAUUCGCUUCUUAGGUCGAAAGUUGAAACCACUUCUUCAUGUUAUGAUGACAGCCUUCAUCGUUCCCCAUUGUAUUCAAAAAUUGGCGAUCAAUCCAAUGAUUACAAAAUUGACAUUGUUGACGAUGAGACUUGGCAAGUUUCAACAGGUUUUGCGAAUGCCUGGAAAGAUGCUACUGCCCCAUCUCUGGUAACUAACGCUUCUCAUGCUCAAGUGGCUAAUGAUACACCUCGAAACUCAGUUGACCCUGAUUUUGAUKAAAUUGWYGAUUUGAGAAUAUGUGGAAAUCUGUUUUAUAAGCUUGACAGAGAUUCAAAAGAGUAUGAAGAGUACAAUAUUGAUUUCCACAGGAGGAAAUCUUCUAAAARGAAGACUGAUCWGWGGGAGAGCAAGGCAAAAGAGAACCCAAAUUCAACUUCGGGCWMUAUGGUUGAAAAUGUUUCAAAAAGAAAAGAUGAGAUUAGAGAAAGCAAAAUGAAUGGAAACCCAAGAAAUAAUUACGGGAUUUCCAUGUUUGAUGAGAUGGAGAWACCBGAAGGAUCUUUYAUUGAAAAGAAGCAAAGGGUUCCAACUUUCAAUCAACUUACAGCGCCAUACCAUGAGCCAUUUUGUUUGGAUAUCUACAUCUCAAAAGCAUCUAUACGAGCGUGCAUUGUUCAUCGAGCAACGAGCAAAGUUGUUGCUGUUGCACAUUCUAUUUCUAAGGACAUGAAAUUUGAUCUGGGUUCAACUAGAAAUGCUGCUGCUUGUGCUGCUGUUGGGAAAGUAUUAGCACAAAGAGCUUUGGCUGAUGAUAUUCACAAUGUGGUUUAUACACCCAGAAAGGGUGAGAAAUUGGAGGGGAAACUUCAAAUUGUGCUUCAGUCUGUAAUAAAUGAUGGUGUACGGGUGAAGGUGAAGAUUAAAAAGACCAAAGUUCGAAAAGCUGGCUUCCGAUCUGCAGAUUAUAAGCGUAAUUAAUUUGUCAGUAUCUUCACCAGCUGAACAAGAGUGCUGCCUUCUCUGCUGACCAAAAUAACCAUUCUGUCGCUUUGGAUUUUUCAUAGGUUUUUGGUCCAUUUAUGAAAAACCAUUGAGCAUCUUAGAGGCUGUGAUGAUGAAUUUGAAUGCAUCUGAGUGGAUUCGAUCAAAAUCUGAGAUAAUCCGCAUCUUGGCUGGGCAACCGGGAUGGUUAUGUGAGAGAAAGAAGACAUGAAUGUUUCUGUUCUUUGUUAUUGCAACCAGUAAGUUGCAGCCAUGGCGGAUUUAUCCUCUUUGUUGAUUGUUUACAUCUGAGCCUCACAUAU